AUGGUGCAGCAAGACAUCGACGAGGUUGCCCAGCUCGUUCAUGGCUUAGAGGCUGCCAGCGGCAGCAGCAGGAGAAGAGGUGGAGGAAGUGGUCCAGGAAGACGGACGUUUUCCUGCAAGAAGUCUACCUUUCUCGUUCAAGGAUCAGAUAACAUCAGCGUGGACUCUUGGAGGUUCCAGGAUUGGGAUUACAAGCGGGAUGAUUUGCCCACCUAUGCACGCGGCCUAUUUACCACCAGGAAUAAGAACAACAAUUAUGAAAUCGCCAUUCGAGGGUACGAUAAGUUUUUUAAUGUUGACGAGGUUGACUCGACACGGUGGAGGAAUAUUGAAACAAAUACAAUAGGGCCAUAUGAGCUGAGUGUCAAGGAAAAUGGCUGUAUUAUUUUUAUUUCUGGAUUGGAGGAUGGCACCUUGCUAGUAUGCAGCAAGCACUCGACUGGCGCUAGAACUGAUGUUACUGUCAGCCACGCUGUUGCCGGUGAAAACUGGGUGAGGCACCACGUAGCCUCUGUUGGCAAGACAGUGGGAGAUUUAGCCAAGGCCCUGAGAAGCAAGAAUUUAACAGCUGUCGGAGAACUUUGUGAUGACCAUUUUGAGGAACAUGUUCUGGCGUACGAUGAGCAGGCAGCAGGCAUUUAUCUCCAUGGCCUCAACUACAAUGUUCCCCAAUUUGCUACCCUACCUGGCCCCGAUGUUCACAAAUUUGCAGACGAAUGGGGGUUCAAAAAGGCGCAGUACCUUAUGAAGGAUUCCCUAUCUGAUGUGAAGACCUUUGUGGAGAAAUGUGCUGAGACUGGAUCGUGGGAUGGGAGGGACACUGAAGGAUUCGUUAUCCGGUGUCAAAUAUCUGAAGGGGGUGCUGGACCGUACAGGGACUGGUUCUUUAAGUACAAAUUCGAAGAACCAUAUCUCAUGUACCGGCAGUGGCGUGAAGCUACCAAAGCCAUGAUUGCGGGACGACAGUUAAAACUCAAGAAGCAUGUGGCCAUUACGGAAGAAUAUCUGCACUAUGCAAAGAAGCGGCUCGUCGAAAACCCACAGCUUGCCAAACUCUACAAUCAAAAUCAUGGUAUCAUAGCAAUGAGAGAUGGCUUCCUGAAAGAGCGUGGUCUGAAGGGCUCAGAAAUUAUUGCUAUGGAAUCAGAUCAGGGAGAAGGUGCUUCAUCUCUUGCUAAUGUGACACAGGAUGUCGUCUUAGUCCCAGUCGCCUCAAUCGGGUGUGGUAAAACCACUCUAGCUCUUGCUCUUGUCAAAUUAUUUGGCUGGGGACAUAUCCAGAAUGAUAAUAUUCAGGGUCCCAAGAACCGCCCAAAGCGAUUUGCACAGGAGGUAAACAAUUCCCUCGUAACGAAUAGGGUUGUCAUCGCAGACCGCAACAACCACCAAAAGCGGGAAAGAAAGCAGAUCAUGGAGGAUGUUCAGAGGGCUGUACCAAAAGCCAAAUUUGUUGCUCUCCAUUAUGUCCAUGAACCUAAGGAAAUGUUGCUGGGUGAUAUCAGGCAAGUUACUCAGGCAAGAGUUCUUGAACGAGGCGAUAACCAUCAGACCAUCCAGGCCAACAGCAAAGGCCGGGACUCCGUCAUUGCGAUUAUGGAAGGCUUCUUGAAUCGAUUCGAAGCCGUAAACAUAGAAUCUGAACCUGAUUACAGCUUUGAUGAAGUAAUCGACUUAAACGUCAUGGCCUCUUCCCGUGAGAACCUGGAAAAAGUCAUCUCAGUUUUACACUCCACGUUCCCUAAACUCAUGAACGGUAAAUUGCCAACUUCAUCCGAACUAGACGACGCAAUCGACGAAGUCAUGAAGAACUACAAAGUUGAGACAAAGCACGACCUCAGCUUCUCAAACAUAAAGAACUCGAAACCAGCACCAAGAGAAACCCCAGAUCAACUCGCCAAACACCUCGAAUACUUUAGAAUAUCCUUAAAGUCUAACGAAAUAACCAACCUGCUUUCUUCACUAUUCCCACCCUCCACCCCUCCCGAGAAAGCAAAACUAUAUAACCACCUCCGAAACUCUCGCCGCAUCCAACCCUCCUUCCACGUAACCCUAAUCCACCGGGCCUCCCAACUGACCCAGCCAGCCAUCUGGACCCAUUACCAAGAUCUUUACAAAGCUGCUAUCCAAAAGCAACUCAACCAACCAAACGGUGAUGUCGUCGAGACCCCAACCCUAGGCACCUGUCGUGUUCGAAUCGAGCGUCUGGUGUGGGAUGACAGGAUCAUGGCGUUUGUGGUGCGCAUUUGCCCACAGGAGGGAGAUUUGUGGCCUUGUGCGAAUGAUAUCCCGCAUAUUACGGUUGGCACUGCAGCGCCUAACGUGAAGCCGAAGGAGAGCAAUGAUUUGCUGAAGCGUUGGCUGGAGAUUGGGGCUGGGGGAGAGACGGGGAUUUGGGAAGCUAAGAUAACUUCUGUUACGGUGUUGGAGGGGACUGUUGGAGAGGAAUUGAGGAGGUGA
Molecule: messenger RNA, 2457 nt
Organism: Paracoccidioides lutzii Pb01
Product: tRNA ligase
Exons: 1
Coding region: 1-2457 (818 amino acids)
Biological process (GO): tRNA splicing, via endonucleolytic cleavage and ligation
Cellular component (GO): nuclear inner membrane
Molecular function (GO): GTP-dependent polyribonucleotide 5'-hydroxyl-kinase activity; phosphoric diester hydrolase activity; ATP binding
Source: RefSeq, a predicted model, not a curated record